AUGUCUACCUCUCACAUUGAUCUUGAGUGUGCUUAUAAUAUUCUUUCUCUUCAAACAAACAGUCUUUCAAGUAAUCAAAGCAGUUUUUUGAAUGGUGCCAAUUUUCUUCAAGAAAGCAAUUUUCUUUUCCUUGAUAAUAAUUUUCAAGAAAGCAGUUUUUUUGUCCUUGAUGAUGAUGUUCAAGAAUGCAGUAACAAGCAAAGCAACCUUCUAAAUGGCAAUUUUCAAAAAAGCAGUGAUGAGCAAAACCUCCUCCUAAAUGAUGAUAUUCUUCAAGAAAAUAGCAACAAUCAAUACAACAAUGAUCAAAACAGUAAUGAUCAAGACAGCAACGAUCAAGACAAUAAUGAUCAAGAUAGCAAUGAUCAAGAUAGUGAUGACCAAGGUAGUCAUCCAAAUGAUGAUUAA
Messenger RNA from Ambispora gerdemannii, 408 nucleotides. The record is from the annotation of a GenBank genome assembly. Lineage: Eukaryota; Fungi; Glomeromycota; Glomeromycetes; Archaeosporales; Ambisporaceae.